Messenger RNA from Rhipicephalus sanguineus (brown dog tick), 672 nucleotides. Its product is annotated as neuropeptide FF receptor 1-like. Gene Ontology annotation, cellular component: membrane. NCBI's taxonomy places the organism in Eukaryota, Metazoa, Arthropoda, Arachnida, Ixodida, Ixodidae. The record is from RefSeq and is a predicted model, not a curated record. Gene Ontology annotation, biological process: G protein-coupled receptor signaling pathway. The annotation marks the transcript as partial. The transcript has a single exon. Gene Ontology annotation, molecular function: G protein-coupled receptor activity.
AACCAAGAACUUGAGUAUCAAAACUGACUGACUGAUUGAUUCGGCGUGUCGUGCCUGUACAGUGCGAACGUGUUCAUCUGUAGCGCUGCUUCCGCAAAUUCUGGACACUCCACUGCCGCGAAGCACCUUGUACGUUUGACGCCACACGGCGUGACUAAUCAGACGUUUUCUGGUUUGCUGUGUCUGCGACUUCACCUCCACUCGUGCACAUGCUGCGCUCCACACCUCCCGCGGCCAUGGUGCGACCCGGCACAUCCUGGCUGUCCGUGGCCAACUCGACUCCUUCUUACUCGAGGACAGUGAACGCCAUGGGCACGUACGGCAGCGACGUUUAUGAGCCAUAUGGCGGGGAAGAAGAUCGCCGUGAGACGGCACCGCCGUCCGCGCAGGACAACGGUUCCUGGAACAACGCGAGCGACUACGACGACCUGUACUCGAUCCCGUCGGACUUGUGGAUGCGCUACUCGCCCUCUAUCGUGGCCGUCUUCUGCCUGGCGUACACCGUGGUCUUCAUCAUGGGACUGCUCGGCAACAGCUUCGUGGUGGCCGUGGUCGCGCGUUCACCACGCAUGCGCACCGUCACCAACUACUUCAUCGUGAACCUGGCCAUGGCCGACAUCCUUGUCGUCGUCUUCUGCAUACCAGCGACGCUCGUCGGCAACAUCUUUGUCC